Molecule: messenger RNA, 2342 nt
Organism: Rhododendron vialii
Lineage: Eukaryota; Viridiplantae; Streptophyta; Magnoliopsida; Ericales; Ericaceae
Product: acetolactate synthase 1, chloroplastic
Exons: 1
Coding region: 142-2103 (653 amino acids)
Biological process (GO): L-valine biosynthetic process
Cellular component (GO): acetolactate synthase complex
Molecular function (GO): acetolactate synthase activity; thiamine pyrophosphate binding; flavin adenine dinucleotide binding
Source: RefSeq, a predicted model, not a curated record
UUUUUUUUUUUGAUCCGCACUGGCGGGCUAGUUAAAAAGACUUUCCUAGUUGUUACCCGCAGCCACUCAUCAUUCUCCUCUCAAGAACGUACAGAACCCUACAUAUCAACUGACUACCCUGUUUCUCUCUCUUCGUCAACAAUGGCAGCCACCGCUGCAAACACCUCCCUCUCCUCCUCCAUUAUCACCAAACCCAAAAGCCCUUUUCCCAGAUUUACCCUCCCCAUUCCCUCUAAUACCCAUCCACCCUCCACCGCCCUCCUCCUCCGCCGCCGCCGCCCCCUCCACAUCACCAACGUCCUCUCCAACCCCAAACCCACCCCCACCCCCACCCCCACCAUUACCGCUUCAACAUUCGUUUCCCGAUUCGCCCCUGACCAGCCCAGAAAGGGCAGCGACGUCCUCGUGGAGGCCCUCGAGCGCGAAGGCGUCAAAGAUGUCUUCGCCUACCCCGGCGGCGCCUCGAUGGAGAUCCACCAGGCCCUCACGCGCUCCCAAAUCAUCCGCAACUUCCUCCCCCGCCACGAGCAGGGCGGGAUCUUCGCCGCCGAGGGCUACGCACGCGCCUCUGGCCUCCCCGGCGUCUGCAUCGCCACCUCCGGCCCCGGCGCCACCAACCUCGUCUCCGGCCUCGCCGACGCCAUGCUUGACUCCGUCCCCCUCGUCGCCAUCACCGGCCAGGUCCCCAGGAGAAUGAUCGGCACAGACGCUUUCCAAGAAACCCCAAUUGUUGAGGUAACUAGGUCAAUCACCAAGCACAAUUACCUUGUUCUAGAUGUAGAGGAUAUACCUCGUAUUGUUAAAGAAGCGUUCUUUUUAGCUUGUUCCGGCCGGCCUGGCCCGGUUUUGAUUGAUGUGCCUAAGGAUAUACAGCAACAGUUAGUGGUGCCCAAUUGGGAUCAACCCAUGAAAUUACCUGGGUACGUGGUUAGAUUGCCUAAAGAGCCUUUAGAUAGUCAUUUGGAACAAAUUGUUAGGCUUGUAUCAGAGUCGAAGAAGCCGGUUUUGUAUACGGGUGGUGGGUGUUUGAAUUCGAGUGAGGAAUUGAGGAGGUUUGUUGAGCUUACGGGAAUUCCGGUCACGAGUACUUUGAUGGGUCUCGGGGCGUACCCGGUUUCGGAUGAUAUGUCUCUUGGAAUGCUUGGGAUGCAUGGUACUGUUUACGCGAAUUAUGCGGUUGAUAGCAGUGAUUUGUUGCUUGCUUUUGGGGUUAGGUUUGAUGACCGUGUGACCGGAAAGCUUGAAGCUUUUGCUAGCCGAGCUAAGAUUGUUCACAUUGAUAUUGAUUCGGCUGAGAUAGGGAAGAAUAAGCAACCCCAUGUGUCGGUUUGCGCGGAUGUGAAAUUUGCUUUGAGAGGUCUGAAUAAGGUUUUGGAGGGUAAAAGAGGUAAGCUUGAUUUUUCUGCUUGGAGGAAGGAGUUGAAGGAGCAAAAAAUGCUGCACCCGUUGACCUUUAAGACUUUUGGAGAUGCUAUUCCACCACAGUAUGCAAUUCAGGUUCUUGACGAGUUAACGAAUGGGAAUGCGAUCAUAAGUACUGGUGUUGGGCAGCAUCAGAUGUGGGCUGCUCAACAUUACAAGUACAAUAGGCCAAGGCAGUGGCUUACUUCUGGUGGAUUGGGGGCCAUGGGUUUUGGAUUGCCUGCUGCAAUGGGAGCCGCUGUUGCUAGACCUGAUUCAGUUGUUGUGGACAUUGAUGGCGAUGGGAGUUUUAUUAUGAAUGUCCAAGAGUUGGCAACAAUCCGGGUGGAGAAUUUGCCUGUUAAGAUAAUGGUGUUGAAUAAUCAGCAUUUGGGUAUGGUUGUUCAAUGGGAGGAUCGCUUUUACGGUGCUAAUAGGGCCCAUACGUACUUGGGUAACCCGUCGGAUGAGUCAAAAAUAUUCCCAAAUAUGUUGAAGUUUGCGGAAGCUUGUGAGAUUCCUUCUGCUCGGGUGAUGAAGAAGGAAGAUCUUAGGGCUGCCAUUCAGAAGAUGUUGGAUACCCCUGGCCCCUAUUUGUUGGAUGUUAUUGUACCACAUCAAGAGCACGUCUUGCCUAUGAUCCCUAGUGGUGGAGCAUUCAAAGACAUGAUUACUGAGGGCGAUGGGAGAUCAAAAUAUUGAGCAGCUAAACCAGCAAAUCUCCUUCCCGGUUUUGUAUUUAGCUACUCUAGGUUUAGCAAAAUGGUGUGACCUUGGGUUAUUUAAUUCCGUGGUAUAAGGUAUUGUGUUGUUUGUUUCCCAUUUAGUUGUAGACUUGUAGUGUUUCCUUUAAAGUCGUCUGUUGUUUUGACACCCCAGCUGUUCCUUUAUUGUUAAUUUCAAUCAUCUUGCUUAUUUAAAGAAGCUUAUGUUAUUCAGCA